Molecule: messenger RNA, 1638 nt
Organism: Microthlaspi erraticum
Lineage: Eukaryota; Viridiplantae; Streptophyta; Magnoliopsida; Brassicales; Brassicaceae
Source: the annotation of a GenBank genome assembly
AUGUCGAUCUCCGCUCAAAAUCCGGAUAUUUCCGGGGAGAGGCAAUCCGGCCAAGAUGUUCGUACUCAGAACGUGAUGGCUUGCCAAGCUGUUGCGAAUAUUGUCAAGACCUCGCUUGGUCCAGUCGGACUCGACAAGAUGUUAGUGGAUGAUAUUGGGGAUGUAACCAUUACAAAUGACGGUGCUACUAUUCUUAGGAUGUUGGAGGUCGAGCACCCUGCUGCUAAGGUUCUUGUGGAGUUAGCUGAACUCCAGGAUAGAGAAGUUGGUGAUGGGACUACAUCUGUUGUUAUUGUUGCUGCUGAGUUGCUCAAGAGGGCUAAUGAUUUGGUCAGGAACAAAAUUCACCCAACGUCAAUAAUUAGUGGAUACAGGCUAGCGAUGAGAGAAGCUUGCAAAUACGUAGACGAGAAGUUGGUGACAAAGGUUGAAAAGCUUGGGAAAGUUCCACUGAUAAACUGUGCUAAAACCAGCAUGUCCUCCAAACUGAUAUCUGGUGACAGCGACUUCUUUGCCAAUUUGGUUGUGGAUGCCGUUCUAUCAGUAAAGAUGACAAAUCAGCGUGGGGAGGUCAAAUACCCUAUCAAGGGCAUUAAUAUUCUGAAAGCUCAUGGACAAAGUGCAAGAGACAGCUAUUUGUUGAACGGAUAUGCACUCAAUACUGGUCGUGCUGCUCAAGGGAUGCCACUACGAGUGUCUCCAGCGAAGAUUGCUUGCCUUGACUUCAAUCUGCAGAAGACAAAAAUGCAGCUGGGUGUCCAAGUUGUUGUUAACGAUCCACGAGAACUAGAAAAGAUCCGUCAAAGAGAAGCUGACAUGACGAAAGAGCGGAUAGAGAAACUUCUUAAAGCCGGGGCCAAUGUAAUUCUGACCACGAAGGGGAUUGACGACAUGGCACUUAAAUACUUUGUAGAAGCAGGAGCCAUUGCUGUUAGGCGUGUGCGCAAAGAAGACAUGCGCCAUGUUGCCAAGGCAACAGCAGCAACCCUGGUUACAACUUUUGCUGAUAUGGAGGGCGAAGAAACAUUUGACCCGGCACACCUUGGAACUGCAGAUGAGGUUGUGGAGGAGAGAAUCGCAGAUGAUGAUGUCGUACUGAUAAAGGGAACCAAAACUAGCAGUGCGGUCUCUUUGAUCUUAAGAGGUGCAAAUGACUACAUGCUUGAUGAGAUGGAGAGAGCGCUACACGACGCUUUAUGUAUUGUCAAGAGGACCCUUGAGUCCAACACGGUGGUUGCGGGUGGAGGUGCAGUUGAAUCAGCAUUGUCAGUGUAUCUGGAGCACCUUGCUACAACUUUGGGGUCUCGCGAACAAUUGGCAAUUGCUGAAUUUGCAGAUGCGCUAUUGAUUAUACCAAAAGUGCUUGCAGUAAACGCUGCUAAAGAUGCAACCGAGUUGGUAGCUAAACUAAGAGCAUACCACCACACGGCACAAACCAAGGCUGAUAAGAAGCACUAUUCAAGCAUGGGACUUGACCUCGUAAACGGAACCAUCCGCAACAAUUUGGAAGCUGGAGUGAUCGAACCUGCUAUGAGCAAAGUCAAAAUUAUCCAGUUUGCAACAGAGGCAGCAAUAACAAUUCUUCGAAUCGAUGAUAUGAUCAAGCUGGUGAAGGAAGAUGGCCAAGGCGAUGAGUGA